Messenger RNA from Colletotrichum navitas, 2072 nucleotides. RefSeq lists its product as uncharacterized. NCBI's taxonomy places the organism in Eukaryota, Fungi, Ascomycota, Sordariomycetes, Glomerellales, Glomerellaceae. The record is from RefSeq and is a predicted model, not a curated record. The transcript is spliced from 4 exons. Bases 192 to 1976 code for a protein of 594 amino acids.
CCUUCAACUUUUUCUUCUUAAACCUCUUCGUCCUCUUCCUCUUCCUCUUCAUCCUCUUCAUCCUCUUCAUCCUCUUCAUUCUCUUCAUUCUCUUCAUUCUCUUCAUUCUCUUCAUUCUCUUCAUUCUCUUCAUUCUCUUCCUCACUCAUACUCAAUCUUUCCUCGUCCAUCACCGGAUAGUCUCAUCAAACAUGUCCAGCCCGUCGAACCCAGUCGCCGGGAACGUCAACACGGCCAAAAUCAACAGGUCGUUCAACCUACUGCGAGAGUUCUACACUCUCGUAGACACUCAUAGUCCGACAGUUCUAGACGAAGCAGCACUCGAGGUCUUUUUGACCUCCAACAAAGUGUGCUCCCCACCUCGCGCAGGCUCGUCAGAAUAUAUUGACGAGCACAACACAAGAAUGGCUCUCAUUACUGAGGUGCAAGCUGCCCUGGAGGCCCUGGAUUGUCCAGGGUUGGCCCUAGCCUCUUUGUGGGUUGGGCUUUGGACAAUGCCUACCAGUCGACUAGUGCAGUUGCUCAGAGACUUGCGCGAUCCAUCUACAGAGAGUGUUGUAACGGUUCAGCUGUACAAGAUUAAUAAUGCCUUUCCGAAAUUGCUGCAUAUUUUUCGUGGAUUGGGUUCUAGAAACGAGGAAGAUAGUGAAGAUCGCUAUCGGCGACGAAACACAAAUGAGUCUGUCUCCGCAGCCGACCGGGAUGGAAAACGAUGCGUAGUCACAGGCGCCCCAUACCCCCAAGUGUGCCAUAUCUUCCCGUUCGCGUCGUUGAAGCAUCGGUUUCAAACGGGUGACUUUCUGCAAGAUAUGGCACUCUUCUGGGGACAGGAUCGGAUUAGCACACUUACCAAGAAGCUGUGUGGGCGUCAUGCCCCUGGGGCCACUAACAUGAAUCUUGUUGACACAUGUGCAAACAUGAUAUCGUUGAGCCCACAGCUACACGACUGGUGGGGUCGGGGACUCUUUGCCUUUGAGCCGAUGGGUGAAGCCAGGCUUUCUGAGAGCCCGUCCAACACUGGCGCCGCUAUCCAACCCACUCCCAUCGGUUCCCCCUCCACCAGAACCACCCCUACCAGAGCUGCCAAAGUUGCCAAGAAUACCAAGCCACCACAGGAAUGGUCUAUUCAACUACGCUUUCAUUGGUUGAGAGAUACCAAUAUCCCGACUCUGAAGUCGCCGGUCAACCUUUCAGCAGACCCUAUCGCCAUGCUCGAGACGCCGGAUCCCAACCGUCAUCUGGCAGCUGUCAAUCUGGCAACCUGGCGGCCCGUUGAGAAUGGUCAGCUCUUCACCAUCACAGCUCAAGAUCCUAACGCAUUACCCGACUACGACAUCCUGCUCUUGCAGUGGGAUGUGCUAAGAAUGUGGCGUCUUGCCGGCGGCGCUGACCCUGCGAUAUACUCCCUCGAUGACGAUGACGACGAUUACGACGACAAUGAUAUUGCUGUCCUUGGCGGGAAGACCACUCAAGACAAUCGAACGCAAACGGUUGACCAAGGAGAUAUCCCCCGGAGGCAAAUCCAACAUUCGUCCGAAACAACCGCCCACAGCAGUCAGAAUCCGUUCGAUCAUCCGUUCGAUCCUCGUGGCGGUUCCGUCCGGAGACGAAUCCAACAUUCGUCCGAAACAACCGCCGACAGCAGUCAGAAUCCGUUCGAUACUCGUGGCGGUUCCGUUCGGAGACGAAUCCAACAUUCGUCCGAAACAACCGCCGACAGCAGUCAGAAUCCGUUCGAUCCUCGUGGCGGUUCCGCCCGGAGACGAAUGCAACAUUCGUCCGAAACAACCGCCGACAGCAGUCAGGAUCCGUUCGAUCAUCCGUUCGAUCCUCGUGGCGGUUCCGCCCGGAGACGAAUGCAACAUUCGUCCGAAACAACCGCCGACAGUAAUCAGGAUCCGUUUGAUCCUCGUGGCGAUUUCGACGGUGAUAAGCCGGAUGCAACCCCGCGUACCAACCAGGGAGGUCUUUCCUAGGUGGCAAACAACCCAGUGGAACGCGUGACGCAGAUGAAGGUCAGUUUCCAUGAGCCCAAAGAAACAGACUCGACGAAGCCAAAAGGGAGUUCGGAC